UAAGUGGCUGGCGAUACAGGGAAGGAGCAGAUAAUGAAGCGGAGCUCACCAGCGGCAGUCUCCUCUCAUUGUCUCAAUGGCUGCACACGCGUUCCUCCUGCUCUCCUCUGCCUUGCUGUCUGCCUUCAGCCAGCCCACCCUGUCCUUUGAUCAAGUGCCUGCACUCCUAGAGAGAAGCACAGAAGUCGACUAUGUUACAGAGGUCCCAUACCCAGCUGUGAGAAUCAGAGCGGGUGGUAUUGAUGGAAUGAGCUUGGUGGCUGAGGGUUAUGUGCCCACUGAGGAAAGCCCACUCAAAAGAUUACUGAAGCGGGAUAGCUGGCACCACCUCAACCAGCAUGGCCAUGACAAGGGCAAGAGAAAGCUGCUCCAGUCCCCCAUAUUCGGGCCCUACUCUCCUCUGAGCGUGGCCUACAAUGGCAAGACCUGCAUCCUGUUCAAAGCCAAGCGCCUGGCCGUCCGCUACAAGAACCACACCUUCAUAGACCUGACGGAGAAGACCUURGGACCCAACGCCCCUGUGGACACCAAGGGAUCCAUCUGCACCAAGGAGAAGGCUACGCUAUCACUGAAAUUUGGCGAUGUGGAGGACCUCAGGGGACUUGUUAUCAGGUUGCAGAUGUCCAACACAUUCUACGAGUCGGCAGGGCAGAACUGGUUCACCUUAGACAGCGUCCACAUCCACUACAACUGGACCCAUGAGGCUACAUUCAACGCCAGCGAGGUGUACGCCCCCGCCACCUCCUCCUAUCACUGCCAGCAUGUCAGCAGUCAGCACAAAUAUGACACCCUCCUGGUGCCCAGCUCACACACUGACACCUCAGCUAAUUGGCACAUCACGUUUACUGACUUCCAGAUCCAGGCGUUCAACGUCAUGUCUGAUAAGUUUGCGUCGGCCAGCGACUGUGCCACCUUCCUGACCCCAGCCAUACUGAUGGGCCUGGUGACCUCUCUGAUCCUGCUGUUGGUGCUGGCCUACGCUCUGCACAUGGUGGUGCACCUCAAACACAUCGACCGCUAUGAGGAACAUAAAGCUAUGGUGUAUUUCCCACGCAGGCUGAGCAAAGCUCUAGAGCGUAGGGCCUCACAGCAGUACGAGCUACCCGACAAGAACUGCCUGUGAGAGAGGGAGGAAGAGAGAGGGAGAAGAUAGAGAGUCGUGGAUGCUGGUGAAUGAAAGUGGGAAAAAGUUGCACCCACACUGUUUUCCAUGCUUCCAAAUGUUUGUUUACUAGUGACAACUAUUUUCACCUGUUGGCUUUUGCCUGUUCUCUAUUAUAAGACCAACAUGUUAACAUGUUAACAAUACUAAGCUAUCACAUUUUUUGAAGCAUUAAAACUGUGUUUGUCUACCAUCCUUCCUUUUUUCAUUGACCUGAACCUUCACAUUCAUUUCCUACCUAAGGUUAUUGGAUGUUAAAACCUCUUGAUCGUGGGGUUGAAGGUCAGGAAGAGACCAGGGGCCCUGGAGGGACACAGUGUCACCAAGCUUUCACCUCAGCCAGGCACUGAAGCACCCGAUUCAACAGUUAACGACUGCAGCUAACCCUGCCAUCGUCCAAGCCUGCUUAGGGGCCCUCACCCCUUAGCAUAACUGGGCUUUGGUGUGUGGAGUCCCCACUCCCAAUCCUAGCAUUGACACAUUGCCAAAUUCAUACCAAUACAAGGAAUCUUUUGUCGAAUCUCAUGGCAUUUUCACUGAAUUAGCUGCACUCUGUCAUAAAUUGAAUAAGGUCYUCUAGCACAGUGUUUCUCAAAUGGAGUGUGAGGAUCCACUGGUAGAUCACAGACACAUCUUACUGGGUUAAGAUUGUACUUGAGCUGGAAACUUGUUUGAGAUAAUCUGGAGGGUAUCUCAAGAAUUCUAGAGGGUUUUGGUGGUUCAUGUCACACAACUAUUUGGGAACCACUGGUCUGGCACCUGGCUGGAGUGAACUAGAUUGGUCACUGUGGCUCUCCUGAACCUCUGGGGUUUCCCACCCUGCCCCUGGCGUAGACUUUUGGGACUUGAAUGGACCAGCCACCAGUCUGAGGGGUUCGACUAACUAGCACAACAUGGGUUAGCCUGGCAGGCGCUAAUGGCUAACUCUCAACACUAAAGACUAAACAUGGAAAUAAGCUGCACAAGACUGCCCUUCUGAGGGCAACGAACGACGCGGGUCUAUAAGAAGACGUCACUCACUGAGAGUCUAUGGAGUACGGACAAGGGUGGUGAAGGAGCUGCCAGCCACYCUGCUGGGUUUUUGACUGCCAAAGUGAAGCUAAAGGAUUUUCCAUUACGCAUGACAAUGUGAACAUGAGAAGUACAGUUACAAUGUAAAUAACAAACGAAAAACACUCAAAUGUACAGAUGUAUCUCUCAGCUGAAGUUUUUUUUAAUAUACAGUGUAAUCAAGAAAUACUACUAGGUACAGGAAGGCUAUUCUACUACUGCUCAUAAUCACAAGGAUAUACAGUGCUGUAGAUAUGUUAAGGUCGUAUGAUCAUAGCUGUUUACUAUCUUCAGAUAGCGCACAAUUACAUAGUUAUCAGUUAAACAUUGUGCUAUGAGGAUCGGUGACAGUAUCAAUGCAUAUUGUUUUUUUUCUACAGUAUUACCAUAUAACACUGUCUGUCUUAUAAUUGUCUUGAACUGGGCCAGACAUGACACCCUAGAAGUACAGUCCAGUUUAAAGGUAGAUUCAGCAGUAUGACAUCAUUGUCCACAGUGGGGCGACUUCKUGCUUCACAGACACAAUAACAGAUUCAAAUCUGCCAAUAUUUCCCUUUCUGGGGAAGAGCCAAUAGGGGCAGUCUUGGCAGAUUARAAUUUUGUUGUUGUUGAUUUCUGUAAGCGGGAUGUCACCCUGCUGUGUGUGAUGAUGUCAUAUUGCUGAGUCUACAUUUGAUCCAACUGUGACUUUCCAGUACAAAUGUAAACAUAGGGACGAUACUUAUGGAAUGCCGUCCGUCCGCAAGUACAUAUAGAGGCCAUUAUACUCCAGAGACAACACUAGCAACCAGUAACAACAUCAGUAACUCACUAUUACAGAAUAACACUCAGCAUGACAGUAAGUAGAACUUACAUUCGAUAUGGCAGUUCUGUCAGUCUGUAGCAGUGUACUUUGGUCAUAAAUGUAUCCUACAAACUAUGAAACCAGUGGAGGAGGUUUCUCCAUGGAACAAUUUAUGUAGUUUGAUCAAUAAACAAUAAUCAAAUUAAAUUGCUAAGAGUCGCCUUGUUAUGUCUGGUGGGUUAUUUUGCCUUUACCACGGUAARGGAAUUGCACUGAGACUCAAAU
Messenger RNA from Salvelinus sp. IW2-2015, 3281 nucleotides. Its product is annotated as V-type proton ATPase subunit S1-like protein. Lineage: Eukaryota; Metazoa; Chordata; Actinopteri; Salmoniformes; Salmonidae. The record is from RefSeq and is a predicted model, not a curated record.